AUGGCUGCAGGAUCUCCUUCAGGAUCUUGUGGGGGUGCAAUUGAACACUUAUUACCCGCUCCUGAUCCUCUACUUUAUGGCGUUUGGAAAGCCUUUGCUCCCUCCAACGUCAAGGCUUUUACUUGGAGGCUACUUCUUGACAGACUUGCUACCUUGGACAACCUGCUACGCCGCCGUGUCAUUGUGUCUCUUGGUGACGCUUCCUGUAAGCUGUGUCAUAACCAUAUGGAAACUAGCUUCCACUUGCUGUUCUCUUGCGCUUUCUCCCAGCAAGUGUGGCAACGCUGUUUUUCUUGGCUUGGGAUGGUUGCCUUCUCUUCCACCAGUCCUCGCGAUCAUCUUCUGGCUUUUCGAUUGGGACACAAUAGCUUGCAGCUCCGUGUGGCUCGUGCGAUCUGGAUGUCAAUUGUUUGGUCCCUAUGGCUGGCUAGGAAUGAGUUAAUCUUUAGAGAUGAUCCUGUUGAUGUAGGGACAAUUAUUGAAUUGGUGCAGUGUCGGUCUUGGCAUUGGAUCAAAGUUAAUGUUGCUGGCUUCCCCUAUUCAUUUGCUGCUUGGUCGUUGUCUCCUCUUAAUUGUAUUAUUGGGUUGUAG
This is a messenger RNA of Lotus japonicus, 591 nucleotides long. RefSeq lists its product as uncharacterized. The transcript has 2 exons. The coding region runs from base 1 to 591 and encodes 196 amino acids. NCBI's taxonomy places the organism in Eukaryota, Viridiplantae, Streptophyta, Magnoliopsida, Fabales, Fabaceae. The record is from RefSeq and is a predicted model, not a curated record.